GCUGAGAUAAAGAUCAAGUCGGAUCCUGAUGAGUUCUUUCAUAGCUUUGGUGGUAAAGCGGUGGCUUCCAAAUUUGUGCUCUGAGAAAGUGCACGGCAUUGAUGUUCAUGAAGGUGAUUGGAAGACUGAUGGCUCUGUCAAGCUAUGGACUUAUGCAGUAGCGAUUGAAGGACACAUUAAGGAACAAUACAAGAACUACAAGGCUAAGUUACAGGUUAUUCGAAAAGGUGACUCGAGCAUUGCCAAAUGGAGUAUUGAGUAUGAGAACAUUAACGAGAAUGACCCUGCUCCAACUUAGUAUCUCUAAUGGCCAAUUCAUGUUGGAAAAGAUGUGGAUGGUUCACUUCUCAAAGCACGAAAAUAA
Coffea eugenioides is the source of this 364-nucleotide messenger RNA. RefSeq names its product MLP-like protein 34. Gene Ontology annotation, biological process: defense response. Lineage: Eukaryota; Viridiplantae; Streptophyta; Magnoliopsida; Gentianales; Rubiaceae. The record is from RefSeq and is a predicted model, not a curated record. The transcript has 2 exons.